This is a messenger RNA of Mesorhabditis belari, 1122 nucleotides long. The record is from the annotation of a GenBank genome assembly. NCBI's taxonomy places the organism in Eukaryota, Metazoa, Nematoda, Chromadorea, Rhabditida, Rhabditidae.
AUGAUCUCGAUUUUUCUAUUAAUAUUUUACUCUUUUCAUUUGGGUGUUUUGUGUGAGACGGAGAGUGGUCAAGAGUUGACGCUCCGAAAUCUCGUGAAAUUUGGUGAAAACUCGGCUCUCUUUGAUUCACUCUCAUCAGCCGUUGAACAAAAUCUUCAAAAUCAGCCAGCACAUCAUGAAGUUGAGCCGCACGAGGCAUCGAUCAAUCGAACGCUGACGAUGAGCCGAUUGAACGCACAAUAUUCAUGCCCAGAGGGAUUUGCGGGACGUCAAUGCACUCGACGAGAGGCACCAAGUGUGAUCGGAUGCGGUGGAGUGGUACGAGCCACUCAUGCACCACAAAAGAUCAGAAUCCACAUAAAGCGCAAUGAGAAAGCGACCCAUCUCCGCAACUGCAUCUACCAUUUGGCAGCUCCAAAAGGAAAGCGCGUUGAAGUACGAUUGAAUAAAUUACGUGGGACACUUUGUGAGACGGGUUGUUGGAGGCAAGCGAUCGAAUUGAAGCCACACACGGAUAAGAGGAUCACUGGAUACAGAUUUUGUUGUGCCGGCUAUGCGUCUCGUCGAAUCGUUUCCGCGAAUCAUUUCAUGCCGAUUUUCCUCUUCACAACACGCGGAGACACCGAAGCGACACUUACCUUCAAUAUUUAUAAUCCACAAGGCAGACAAAAUCCCAAUCAAACGAUUGAGGAAGGGUCUGGCAUUGAAGUCGAUGAUCAUGCGGAUAUCUCUGAUUAUCUGAUCAAUGAGAGCGAGGAGUUGGAGAAAGUUGCUCACGACACGUUAAUCGAAGAGCUACCCGAGUACACGAGAGAGCACUCGUUUGUGACUGAAAUGAAAAAAGAAGGAGACGGAUUUGUGACUGAGAUCGCAAAAGGAACCGAAACCGAUUCAAUGAUCAAAACGGGCGGAGCGGAAGAAAAGGGCGACAUUUUCACUAGCUUCCCGGACGGUGAGAUGGAUCCUCUUUCUUUCAUUCAUCCAGCCGAUAUGCCCACUGAGGAGGAGUUGAGGGACACUGACGAAUCGGUGCUUCCAAUUGAUACAGAGGCUUUCGAGAAAGGACGAAAUCCGGCUCAAAAUCGCAUCCCGUUCCGCGAGGCCGACAAGGAGUUGCGCUCU